Messenger RNA from Lates calcarifer (barramundi perch), 1633 nucleotides. RefSeq names its product kallikrein-6-like. Gene Ontology annotation, molecular function: serine-type endopeptidase activity. The record is from RefSeq and is a predicted model, not a curated record. The transcript is spliced from 6 exons. The coding region runs from base 52 to 840 and encodes 262 amino acids. Gene Ontology annotation, biological process: proteolysis. NCBI's taxonomy places the organism in Eukaryota, Metazoa, Chordata, Actinopteri, Centropomidae.
CUGACUGGGAGCUGCCACCACUGUGACGGAUAGGCAAACAUUAUACAGUGAAUGACAGCAAUGAUACUACUUCUCUUUUUGCUGUGGUUCAGUGUCACAGUGAGCACAGCGAUGGAUCUGCAGAAGAGAAUCAUCGGAGGUCAACAAUGUGAGCGUCAGUACCAUGUCAGACUCAGGGGAGAAACUGCUGCUGGAUCUUCCAACCUGUGUGGUGGCUCUCUGAUCAGUAACCAGUGGAUUCUGACUGCAGCUCACUGUCUGAGGCCAGGAAGGACUAUGUUUGCAAAUUUAAGUGCAUGUGCAGGGAGUCCAGCACAAGAAGUGCAAAUCACCGCAGGCGCUGUGAUCUUUAUGGACAAAGACAACAACAACAACAACAACAACAACAGGUCUCAUGAUGUCAUGCUACUGCAGCUUCCCAGCCCCACUGACAUUAAACCUAUAGGUCUUCCUGACUGUAAAUAUCGUCCUAAAAUAGUUCAGGUGGCAGGGCAUGCUGCCACGACUGGAGGCCCUAAUAAUGAAAGAAUACCGUGUAAAUCAGAUGUUCUUCGCUGCGCAGACAUCGAUGUUGUCGACUGUGAAGACCUAAAAACGACUUUGCAGGAAAAUUUCCCAAAGGUCUAUCGAGUCAAGGAGUAUCAGCACUGGUUCUGUGGCCAAACUCCUGGGGUGGACGUAUGUUAUGGAGACUCUGGUGGAGGAGUGGUGUAUGGAGACAAGAUUUAUGGUGUCAUUUCUUUUCUUGGUGAUCCUGACAACGUAUGUAGAAAAGCAGCAGCAUUCAUGGACCUCUGCAAUCCACAGUAUGCAGAUUGGAUCAAUAAAACUAUUGCCUGACAGAAAAGUCUACAGUAUGGUGUGGUUGAAAUAGAGAAAUAAGGUAGAUAGAUAUGUUAAACUCUCCAUCUCAAGAUCCGAUAAUUGAUCAGUUAUCUGUUAACUAUACAUUGUAUCAUUAAUGACAAUAGACACAAACUACCAAGGACAUGUCCAUGGUGUUCUCGCUGGUAGCUGUAGCAUUGAAAAGAUACAAUUCAAAUACUUUGUGGUGUAAAGAAUUUUUAACAGAGGUAUUCUGAGCAUUUCCAGUUUAAAUCCAGUCUUAAUUGAUUUAACUGUAUAGUUUAAGUUCAGGUCAAAGCUGUUAUGAACUGGGAUGGUCUUUCAGUCCCUGGUGAUCUGCAUUUCUCUCAGUCCCAAAAGUAAAACAACAACCCUAAAUUCUUAGUUUUACUAUACGCAGAGUAAAUUAUAACUUUACGUGUUCUACUACUUUUCAGGUUUAACUAUGAAAUAAGAUGCCACUGCUUAACUGUUUUUGUGAGCAUACUUGAUAUAAUCAAAGGAAAUUCUAAAUUCCACAUCGCUGAGUUUUAUUUUACAUCACAACAGUAUUUUCUGACUGUGUUUUCCCUUCCAGUCAUAAAAACACUGACUUAUGCUAAUAUUGUUGUAAGCUAGCAACCGCCAGAAAAAAAGGCUCUCACUGGGGAAUUCUUCCCAAACAAGCAAAAGGUAGAUACUCUUAUAUCCCUAGAUGUACGAUGAUAUUCCAGCACAAAAUCAACUAAGUCUUAGUUUUGAUUUUGACUUCAAAUGUAAAGAAAUUUGUUUUUUUCUCUCUUCAUCU